Diaporthe citri is the source of this 2307-nucleotide messenger RNA. RefSeq lists its product as uncharacterized. The transcript has 6 exons. Lineage: Eukaryota; Fungi; Ascomycota; Sordariomycetes; Diaporthales; Diaporthaceae. The record is from RefSeq and is a predicted model, not a curated record. Gene Ontology annotation, molecular function: polygalacturonase activity. The coding region runs from base 1 to 2307 and encodes 768 amino acids.
AUGCGUUCCUUCAACACUUUGUUUCUGGCCCUUGCCAGCCUCGUACUGGCUGUUCAGGCUGCGUACUGGAUGGAACAGAUCCCCCACCAGGGUCUUGCUCCAUAUGCAGGGAACGGCUAUACGGUGUUCAGGAACGUGAAGGACUAUGGCGCCCGAGGUGACGGCGUUACAGACGACACAGCUGCCAUCAAUGCCGCCAUUACGGCUGGCGGGAACCGUUGUGGGAAAGGAUGUGCUUCUGCGACCAUCACUCCCGCUGUGGUCUACUUCCCAGCCGGAACAUACCUCAUUUCUUCUUCGAUCAUCCCUUAUUACUUUACUAUGCUUAUUGGAGAUGCUGGCAGUCCUCCGACUCUCAAGGCUACUGCAGGCUUCUCAGGAUUCGGUCUGAUCGAUGGCAAUCCCUACUGGUCGCAAGACCUGAACUGGGUUUCCGUGAACAACUUUUACCGCCAGAUUCGCAACCUUGUCAUCGACACGACGAAUGUGGCCCCUGGCACAGCAUGUACUGGUAUACAUUGGCCGACCUCUCAGGCUACAAGCCUGCAAAAUGUCAAGUUCAACAUGCCCACAGCCUCCGGUGUCGUGCAUGUUGGUCUGUUCAUUGAAUCCGGAAGUGGUGGUUUCCUGUCCGACCUCACCUUCAAUGGCGGUGCGACGGGUGCUUCCAUGGGCAACCAGCAGUACACCAUGCGGAACCUUGUCUUCAACAAUUGUGUCACCGCCAUAAUCAUGCUGUGGGAUUGGGACUGGACCUUUCAGGGCUUAAGUAUUAACAAUUGUGGGACUGGUAUCGAUAUAUCGGCUGGCGGCUCGUCUGGCCAGCAGGUUGGCUCCAUCAUCGUGGUCGACAGCACCUUCACCAACGUCCCCGUCGGCAUUGUCACCGCUUACACGGCUUCUGCGACCCCUGACACCGCGGGUAGUCUUAUCCUGGAGAACAUCAACCUUUCCAACGUCCCGGUUAUGGUGCAACAAAGCGGAUCCACCGUCAUGGCCGGCACGGCCGGAACAACCACGGUCGCCGCCUGGGGCCAGGGCCACAGCUACACCUCGACCUCCGGUCCAAACGAGUUCCAGGGCAUCAUCACUCCGAACUCGCGACCCGCAGCGCUCCUGGGGUCCGGGGGCAGGUACUACACACAGGCCAAGCCACAGUACGAGGCGCUCAGCGCGAGCGACUUUGUCAGCGUGCGUAGCUCUGGCGCUGUGGGCAAUGGGGCGACCGAUGACACCGCCGCUCUGCAGAACGCUAUCAACUCCGCCGCCGCGGCCGGAAAGGUGGUAUACAUCGACUACGGAUUGUACCUCAUCACCAGCACGCUCAAGAUUCCACCGGGCUCCAAGAUCGUUGGCGAGACAUGGCCCGUGAUCAUGGCCUCAGGUAGUUACUUUUCCAAUAUUAACGCGCCGCAGGUGGCCGUGCAGAUCGGCACAAGUGGCCAGACCGGGUCCGUCGCUCUGAGCGACUUCAUCGUCUCCGGAAAGGGCGCGGUUCCGGGCGCGAUUAUGAUCGAGUAUAACCUUGCCAGCCCCGCGGGUAGCCCGAGCGGUCUCUGGGAUGUGCACACGCGCAUUGGCGGCUUUACCGGUUCUGAUUUGCAGGUUGCGCAAUGCCUGAAGACGCCCGGGUCUUCGACCAUCAACAAUGCGUGUAUUGGGGCUUACAUGAGUAUGCAUGUCACCAAGGCGAGCAGUGGCUUGUAUAUGGAGAAUGUGUGGCUUUGGACCGCCGACCACGACAUCGACGACCAGGCCAACACGCAGACCAACAUCUACGCAGGCCGCGGACUGUUGAUCGAGUCGACGGCCGGGCCUGUCUGGCUGUACGGCACGGCGGUGGAGCACCACACAUUGUACAACUACCAGCUCUCUGGCGCAAAGAACGUGUACGCGUCGCAGCUGCAGACCGAGACGCCCUACUUCCAGCCGCACCCGAACUCGCUCUCGCCGUUCGCUCCCAACUCGGCCCUGGGCGACCCGACCUUCGACUGCACUGGCGUCAGCGGCAACUGCGCCAUGGCGUGGGGCCUAAGGGUGGUUGGAUCUUCUGAUGUGUUCCUAUACGGGGCCAACCACUAUUCAUUCUUUAACGACUAUUCUACGACGUGUUCGACCUUCUCAGCCGGCCAGACGUGCCAGGCGAAGAUCGUGGGCCUACAUGGCACCAACAGCAACAUCAACAUCUACAGCCUCAACACGAUCGGCUCCAUCAGCAUGCUGGACAACUCGGGCACCACGGUGGCCCGGUUCUCGGACAACGAGAACGUCUAUCCGAGCACUGUUGCCUUGUUCAGGCUCAGCUAG